Dendroctonus ponderosae (mountain pine beetle) is the source of this 591-nucleotide messenger RNA. RefSeq lists its product as uncharacterized. The transcript is spliced from 5 exons. Gene Ontology annotation, molecular function: growth factor activity; Toll binding. Gene Ontology annotation, cellular component: extracellular region. Bases 1 to 591 code for a protein of 196 amino acids. The record is from RefSeq and is a predicted model, not a curated record. NCBI's taxonomy places the organism in Eukaryota, Metazoa, Arthropoda, Insecta, Coleoptera, Curculionidae. Gene Ontology annotation, biological process: central nervous system formation; innate immune response; regulation of Toll signaling pathway.
AUGGAGCCAAGUUGUAUAUUUAUUGUCCUCGUCUGCCCAGCACUGCUCAUUACCCAAUGUCAAACUCACACCAUCGAGCUCAAUUUACAAAUAAACUUCCCCAAUCCCUUCAAGAAGACGCACUUGGACUAUUCGACUCCCACAAACGCCCAAGAGUUCCAAGGGAGUAGUGAGGAUGAGUCCAACUAUCCCAGUCACCCGCAAGUUGACGGGCGAUUGAAGAAAGUUUCCACUAGCGAGGCCGAAGAACAAUGCAAAGUUGUAAUAGACGCAGAAUACACUCCGAAGAAGUUGAAGAACAUGGCAGGCUUGGAGCGCGCGAUUGUAAACCACGUGGGGUUUCUUCAGGUGAUUUACAGGGAAUCGUGCCAAAGUGGCCGGGGAAGAAAAUGCGGAAACAAACUGGCAAUCUUCGGCUUUACUCCUGCAUGCGUUCAGGAAUACAGACCGGUAAAGUUGCUGAUCCAGAACAGCAACAUCCAGGAUGGUGGCACUUCAACGGACUGGUUCUGGAUCGAAUCCUUUUGCACGUGUAAAGGGCUCAAGUGGAACAAGUGGGGAAAUAAUGAGCGGUAUUUUAAGCCUGAAUAA